Messenger RNA from Thelazia callipaeda (thelaziosis nematode), 123 nucleotides. Lineage: Eukaryota; Metazoa; Nematoda; Chromadorea; Rhabditida; Thelaziidae. The record is from the annotation of a GenBank genome assembly.
AUGACACUCUGUAUGAAGUGCCUCUCAAAAUGCCUGAAUUUGACCUGGUACCAUCCCAAAUGGAAGAUAGUAUUGUAUAAUAUGAAACCAAUAAAGUUUGUAAAAUAUGUGCCGUUCAGUUGA